GUAUACCGAUUACGUUGAGCCACUCGCGUUUCGAGCCCCAAACACUGCGACGUUUUGAUACUCAUCGCGACUCUCAAAUUGUGAAAAUUAUCUCCACUUGAUGUCCCAAAACACUGUCUGCUGUAUUUUAGGUAAACGCGUAAAACCAGCCCGGUGGCAACAAUAAGGCGCUCCAGCUAGUGCUAUCGUAACCAACAUCUCAAUCCUUCGGGGCCAUCAAAGCUAGCAAGUCAGUGAGAGCAAGUAAACAAAAUGAAGUAAAAUACAACACUUCAUUGAUUGUGAAAGUCAGUAUUACAAUUUGGCAGCGCACGUUUCAUAACGAUAUCACAUUUAUAAUCAAACAUAAAAAAAUCAACUUUCACAGCUAAAUAUCACAGAUAUUUAGCAACAACGAACUUAUAUACUUCUUCGUUGUUUUCGUCUUUGCGGAAAAGAUGAUGGUCACGAAAACAUGGCGGCCUAGCAGGAACUUGCGUAAAACAAAUGUAUUACUAUUUGUUUGUUUACGUUGCAAUCAGCUGAUUUUGAAGUUCCGAUUUGAUCUCAUCAAGAUGGCGUCGUGACAUAACAUGGUGACAUGGUUUCGCUAUCUUUGCGGUUCAGAGAUGCCAUUUAUACAGAUUUAUCUGUAUUAUACAGAUUUUUAUAUGCUCAUACAGAUUUAAUACAGAGUACAGAUUUCCUCAAUUUAAUACAGAUUUAUAUAGAUCUCACAAAAAGUAAGAAAUAAAAUAUUAAACUUUUCUGUCUGAGUUAUGUUUUAGUAUUUGAUUCCAGUGAUGAGAUAAAAGUAUUUCAAUCAAGGGACAAGUUACAAAUUAAUAUGGAAAUCAGUUGUGAAAUCCAUUUAUAUUAUAAUUUGAACUGAUAUUCAAGGAAGUAAUGGCAUCAUGAAAUUUUACUGUCAAACUGAAAGUUGUAUGACCCGACUUGACGUUGCAUAUUGGGCGUUGAAAUUUCAUGUCAAAUUAUGAAGCCAACAAUUUCAAACUAGAUAAAUAUAUGGAAAUACAAUUAAAUUGUUGUGGAUAAAUAAAUAAAAAAAAGACAAUGAAAUUUUGUCGUUGAAUAUUCUUGUGAGCGCAGCAAUGACUGAUUGAAUCUACCAUCCUACAACCACAAUCUAUUGGAAUAACAUUUUUUGGCAUCAUUUUGUCAAUACAGGUUUUCUAUGAAAAUAUCUGGCAUCUCUGGGUAGGAGAGAGAAACUCGAUUUGUUUACUAUAUCCUAUAGGAUUCGUUAUUCUUUGAAAAACAGCUUGAGAUCAGUGAGGUGACGCCGGCCAGAAAAAGAAGGAAAUGUUAAAAUAAUAAUUCGCGAGAUGGUCCAUAGCCUUAGAGGGAAUAGCGAACGUUUCUCUUGUAUAUUGAAUAAAAUCACCCGAAGUAAAAUGGAAUUUUUCCUUCAACGAGAUGGGAUACUAAAAGAGGAUGAACCCGAAAACAGUCCUGCAACCUUUUCCCCAUCGUCCGUUCCAACAAUCGAUUCCCCACUAAAGCUCGAAUAUGAGAUUGGUGAAGAGGGAUUCACGCAGAAUAGUGAUUUCCAUCUCGAAUAUGAAAUUUGUGAUGAAUUCACAAAGAAAAGUGAGCUUCCUAAAGACGUCUUAGUACCUGAAGGAGAACAGGUUUAUAGUUGCAAAAUUUGUGGGGAACAAUUUUCAAUGGAGAGUGUCCUGAACAAGCACAUGAUCGUUCAUACUAAUAACCAACAAUUUAUGUGUAAUGUGUGUGGCAAAGAAUUUCGGUAUCAUCAGCUACUAAAGGACCACACAAAUAUUCACACAGGUGAACGGCCUUACAAAUGCGCUGUAUGCGGAAAAGACUUUCAUCGUAAAAUGAAACUUUCUAUACACAUGCGACUUCACACAAGCGAGGGACAGUACAAAUGUACCGUAUGUGGAAAAGAUUUCGCGACUAAGGAUUACUUAACUAAACACAUGUCUAAUCACCAAAGUGAGCACAAAUAUAAGUGCGAAGAAUGUGGCAAAACCUUUCAUAAUGGUGCUAACCUCGCUAGCCACCAAAGCAUUCAUCAUUCGAACGAGAAGUUUAAAUGCGACAUAUGCGAGAAGGAUUUUUCCGUUAAGCGUUACCUAACUAAACACAUGUCUAUUCACCGAAGUGAGUUUAAAUAUAAAUGUGAAGUGUGUGGCAAAGCCUGGAAUAAUUGUACUAGCCUCACGAAACACAAACGCAUUCAUACGAACGAGAAGUUUAAAUGCACUAUAUGCGGGAAAGAUUAUGCCAAUAAAUAUAAUCUCAGGGGACACAUGAAAAUUCAUUUGAAUGAUUACGAGCAUAAGUGUGAUGUGUGCGGCAAAGGAUUCAACUGCAAAUCACUUUUGAAAGACCACGGACAUAGGCACACAGGUGAACGGCCUCACAAAUGCACCGUAUGUGGAAAAGAUUUCAUCAAUCGGCGUUUCCUAUCCAGACACAUGCUUAUUCACACGGAUGAUUAUAAGCAUAAGUGUUACGUUUGUGGUAGAGGAUUUACGACCAAAAGACGCUUGCAAGGUCAUGAACGCCUUCAUACAGGAGAGCGACCGUAUAAAUGCACCGUAUGUGGAAAAGAUUUCGCGACUAACUAUUACUUAUCCAGACACAGGUUUAUUCACGGAGGAGAUGAUAGGUACAAGUGUGAAGUGUGUGGCAAAGGCUUUUAUGAACGUAAUAACCUCGCGACACACAUACGCAUUCAUACAAACGAAAAGUUUAAAUGCACCAUUUGCGAGAAAGAUUUUUCCAAUAAGUAUUAUCUCAGCAUGCACAAACGCAUUCAUACAAACGAAAAGUUUAAAUGCACCAUUUGCGAGAAAGAUUUUUCCAAUAAGUAUUAUCUCAGCAUGCACAAUCGCAUUCAUACAAACGAAAAGUUUAAAUGCACCAUUUGCGAGAAAGAUUUUUCCGAUAAGUUUUAUCUCAGCAGACACAUGAAAAUUCAUGCGGAUGGUUACGAUCAUAAGUGUGAUGUGUGCGGCAAAGGAUUCAUCUCCAAAUCGCGUUUGAAAGACCACAAAAAUAUUCACACCGGUGAACGGCCUUACGAAUGCGCUAUAUGCGGAAAAGACUUUCAUUGUAAAAUGAUACUUUCUGUACACAUGCGACUUCACACAAGCGAACGACCGUUCAAAUGCACGGUAUGUGGAAAAGAAUAUGCCAUUAAGGAUUACUUAACUAAACACAUGUCUAUUCACCAAAGUGAUUACAAAUAUAAGUGCGAAGUGUGUGGUAAAGGCUUUAAUCAUAGAACAAGCUCCGUGAGACACAAACGCAUUCAUACGAACGAGAAGUAUAAAUGCACCAUUUGCGAGAAAGAUUUUUCAUAUAAGUAUUAUCUCAGCAUGCACAAACGCAUUCAUACAAACGAAAAGUUUAAAUGCACUAUUUGCGAGAAAGAUUUUUCCAAUAAGUAUUAUCUCAACAAACACAUGUGUGUGGCAAAGGAUUCUUCUCCGAAUCACUUCGAGGAAACGAUUUGCAUUGUAAAAGACGAGAUGCUGGAUAUUGCACAAGACGAAAUGGAAGACAAUUUAUCGACACACAAGAAGCUUCAUAUUGAUGAACGACAAAUUUACAAAUGCGAUACAUGCGGCGUAGAAUUCACCGAAAACUAUCGUUUGGUAGAACAUCAAUGUGUUGGUCAAUCUCUAAAAUGUCCCGUUUGUGGUAAAGAUUUUGCUCGUAAACAAAACCUAAUCUCUCAUCUGAUUCUUCAUGCAAGAGAAAAUUCUCUGCACAAACGUGAUGUGGGUGGCAAAGAGUUUGAACAGUCCGCACGGAAUAUAGCAGCUCAUGACCGUGAACGGCAACAAAACAGGUGAAGUAACAUCUGUUCACUUUAAUGAUCGAUAUCAGUUACAAACAUCUAAGAAAAUUUAUAACUUUAGGACGCAAAACCC
This is a messenger RNA of Malaya genurostris, 3908 nucleotides long. Its product is annotated as zinc finger protein 83-like. NCBI's taxonomy places the organism in Eukaryota, Metazoa, Arthropoda, Insecta, Diptera, Culicidae. Gene Ontology annotation, biological process: regulation of transcription by RNA polymerase II. The record is from RefSeq and is a predicted model, not a curated record. Bases 1326 to 3830 code for a protein of 834 amino acids. Gene Ontology annotation, molecular function: RNA polymerase II cis-regulatory region sequence-specific DNA binding; DNA-binding transcription factor activity, RNA polymerase II-specific. The transcript has 5 exons.